Vespula pensylvanica (western yellowjacket) is the source of this 2963-nucleotide messenger RNA. RefSeq lists its product as uncharacterized. Bases 162 to 1217 code for a protein of 351 amino acids. Gene Ontology annotation, biological process: rRNA processing. NCBI's taxonomy places the organism in Eukaryota, Metazoa, Arthropoda, Insecta, Hymenoptera, Vespidae. The record is from RefSeq and is a predicted model, not a curated record. The transcript has 3 exons.
UGAAAAUACUCUCCUGAUAAUAGUAUCGUUCUAAUGGUAUACGCGCGUGGAUAUGUAUAAAACUCUCCUAUAUAUAGUUCAAAAUAGUUCAAAUAUUUAUCGUCCUUUGAUCAUACACAAUAUUCUGAAUUGAUUAUAUGUAGAAUAUAAUUUAGUAAAAAAUGUUAAAAAACAUACGGAUUUUUACAACGUCUUAUAUAGUGUGUAGGUCCAUUUGUUCGAGUAGUAGAAUUUACAAAAGUUAUGUAGCAAGAGAAAGUAAAUUUAUGACUAGGUUACUCAAUAAAAGUGAACCUAAAAGAAAGUGGUAUAAUAAUAAUAAUAAUAAUACAUCAGCUUUGGAUCUUUAUAUAAGUUCUCAGAAGAAACAACCCUCAAUAUAUGUAAAGAGAAGGAUAGAUAUACUUAACAAAUUGUUUAUGAAACAUAUAACCGAGUUAAUAUCAACUAGUGAAACUGCAUCAGAAUUGUUCGACCGUGGUGUUGAAGUAACAUACGUGAGUAUGACUUUAGAUUAUAAAAUUCUUAAUGUAUUUUGGACAGUUGAAAAGGAAAACGAUAAAAAUUGGCUAACAACAACCGAAAAAGUGUUGCAAAAAUAUUCAUUUAUUUUACGUCAUGAACUAUCACAACUCCGUGUCAUCAAUUAUGUUCCUAUUAUAAACUUCGUGAAAGAUAUAAUGGUUUCUAGAACAAAAGAUAUUGAAAAAAGAUUUGCAAUGCUUGACUUUGAUAAAGAUCAUAUAAAAACUGAUGAUAAAACUAUACAAUCAAAUAUUACUAAUGAUGAUAUAACUCAUAAUUUUCAAAUUAUAUUACCACAAAUGAGGAAUGACGUUCUAGGAUUGGAUCACCAUGGAAUCAUGUUAAAGAUUAAAAAUUCUAUGUAUAAAUUAAAAAGUCAAAGCAAAGACAACAUAUCUAAUACACAAUCAGAACAAACAGUGCAUCCUUUGUCUACUUCUCUUGAUAAUAAAGAUAUUCUUAAAUACAAAAAUCAGCAAGAAUUACUUAUUAAAUUCUUGAAGAAGAGAAAGAUAGAAGAAAGACGAAAAUAUAAUUUGAAAAACGUUAAAAAAAUGGUAAAAAAUCCAUUUUUAACACAUGAUGAUGAUAAUGACGAUGAUAAUGAUGAUAGAAAUACAGAAAUAUUCUGUGAUGACAACUUUGAAAAUACCUAUAAUGAAAUCGAUGAAUAUAAUGAUUUUGAAAAAUAAAAAUUUUAAUAAAAAAUAAUAAUCAAUAAAUUAAUUGAUAUGUUCUUUUAUUAUUUUAUAUAAAUAUAAUACUUAAGUAGAACAUUUUAGUUAUUUAUACACAAUAAUUUAAUUACAUUAUAUAAAUCUGUUAAUCAACUAUUGUACAAUCAAAGAAUACGAAAAUCUUAGUACCUAAUAAUCUUAGAAUAUUUUAAUUGCUUUAAUUGUACUUUAAUUAAUAUUGUUAAAAUUAAUUCUUUUUUGUUAGAAAAUUUCAAUUGAUAGAAAUUGCUACGCAAUAGAUAACAUAAAAAACAUUUAAUGAAAUAAAUGUUAUCAAUAUAUUACACAUGGAUAGAAAUUAUCUUAUUCAGAGAACUUUUAAUUCCUCCUUUUGAUCUUUUAAGAAGAUGAAAAUCAAAAUUAAGUUACAAUUCAUUUUUUAUCUAAACAUAUUGUCAAAAUUGAAAAAUAACCAUCAAAAUAAGUCAGAUACAUUAACACUGCUUUAAUACGGAAGUAUAAUUAAAGAAAUUUUUGAAAAAUAGUAUUUUAAUGUAACUUUAAAAAUAUCCUAUUUUUACUCGAAUGAUAUAACUGUUAUAAUAACAUUCAAAUGCUGACCACUAUAUAAUAUUUGCACAUUUUUUUCUUAAAUAUUACAUGUUAAUACAUGCAAGUCAUGUACAAUUCAUAUAUGCAUAUGUGUACAUAAAAUCAUAAAAUUCUAUUUUAUAAAAUAAUAAAAUAUACAUUAACUAGACCUUGGCCGUUGUGCAUCUAAUUCUUGUUCUUCAUCUACUCUUUGAGGUUCAGACGUAUUAUUUUCAAUCUUCAACAAAUCAUUAUUUUCUAUUGCGUAUUUUGAACUUGUAUGUAUAUGCGAAUUUGAUAAGGACUGAGUUGAAUCGCUUAAAGUACACGCUUCCAAUACGUAUUUGUUAAAAAUGUCACUUUUAUCAGCAUAAACAUGAUGUCCUGCUCCUGUUAUAACUUGUACAUUGACAUAUGAUGACAAACGAGAUUGUUUGAUAGCUUCGCCAGCCGAAUUAUCUACCCAAGAACGGCUACCGUAUAAUAAUGUUAUCGGAAUUUCUGGAUUUAAUUUAUCCAUUCGUUUCACAAUAGGAUGCUUUGCCCAACCAAAACCUUGCAUCAUAGCAUGAAAAGCACUUUCACCACUAAAGAGUUAAAAAAUGAUAAUUAUUUAAUAAUUAUUACAUUGGUAAAUAUGGAUUUUUAUAAAAAACUUACGAUGGAGUUUGGGCAUUACAUUGAUGUAUAUAUUGUGAAAUUACUCCUGUAUCGUCUUUCAAUAAUGAAGAAAAUUUCUUAACUAUGUCUGGCCUAGUUUUUUCAAUAAGCCAUUGUCCUGAAAUACAAGAAGUGAUUAGGUUAAUAUUUGUAUACUUUAUAAGUAAGGGAUACUAACCAAAUGGACCUGCGACUCUUACUGCCCAUAGAGGAUUUAAGGGCUGUACUACAAAAGCUAUGGCUUUAACCCAAAGAGGAACAUUUGCUUUUAUUGCUACUUCUGAAGGUCUCUCUGGAAAUCCCCACGGAUCCGCAAGAAUCAAGUGCUUUACUCUUUCUGGAUGUUGCAUAGUAUAGGAUGCAGCAAGGAAACCACCCAUUGAAUGUCCUAACAAUACAAAUUUUUCUAAUUGCAUUUCUCUCCUCCAUUCUUCAAUAGAACGAACUAAUUGUUCCUCGGCUUCUUUUGCUUCUGAGCUAAAGACUGGCCUACUACUCCUACCAAAACCU